AUCGUUAUUCUGUAGUGGGACGUGCACUCACCGCUGUUAUUGGUUCAAUAGAUCAGUUCGAAGAGCACCUUGUUUGGCGUUUUCCAAAUAUUGAAGUGAAGAGAAAAACUAAGAUUCACAAUGAAACGAGAACUAAUGUGUGUUGUUAUUGUAUGCUGUGUUAUGGUCAACUCGUCGACAGAAACUGACUUCCGUAAAACUUUAAUGAAUAUACUCAGUAGCCGACAAUAUAAACAUGAGAUAGCGGAAGUCGGCAGAUCUAAGGAAGUCUUCAAAAGAUUUGGGUGUUACCGCCACCAGUGUCCGGAAGAUGAGACUUGUCUGGAAAAUCAACAUGGCGAUGGUUAUUGUGUAAAAACUGCAGUUAUUCAAGGAAAAAAUAUAGAUGAGUUUGAGAAUGAUAUACCGUUAGCCAGAAGACUCAAGGAUCUUUUCAAAAGAUUUGGGUGUUAUCGCCACCAGUGUCCGGAAGAUGAGACUUGUCUUGAAAAUCAACAUGGCGAUGGUUAUUGUGUCAAAACUGUAGUUAUUCAAGGAAAAAAUAUCGACGAGUUUGAGGAGGAGGAACUGAAAGAACUUCUUCGUGCCUUGGAAGAUAUUGAACAAUGAGGACCAUAUAUAACAACACGCGACGAAGCAAUAACAAAUAUAUAACAGGAGGGAAUUUACACGUGUCUUAUUAAUAUUCUCUUCAUCCUCAUUAAGAAUAUUUUCAAACCAUCGAAAUAUUGUUUUAUUAUUACCAUCUUAUUUAGUAUUAUGGGAGAGUAAUUCAUAGAGAAAUAAAUCACGAAAUGCGAUUAAA
This is a messenger RNA of Saccoglossus kowalevskii, 805 nucleotides long. RefSeq lists its product as uncharacterized. Lineage: Eukaryota; Metazoa; Hemichordata; Enteropneusta; Harrimaniidae. The record is from RefSeq and is a predicted model, not a curated record.